GACCCUUUCGGUUCUCCGUACAGCAGGAGUGGUUCCGUAGUUCGACACCGCCUCACCCGGUGAACGACGGCGGCGGCGGCUAACGAUAAGGAUUUGUAAUUCCGAAAAGACAUAUUUAUUUGUCUCGUCGAUUAGCCAAACUGUACCGCCAUGGCUCUAUACGAAUAUGUCACUCAGGAGCAGCUCGCCGGCUUCGACAAAUAUAAGUACAGUGCCGUGGACACGAAUCCGCUGUCCGUCUACGUCAUGCACCCCUUUUGGAACUCUGUGGUGAAGUUUCUACCGACAUGGUUGGCUCCAAACCUCAUCACAUUCACCGGCUUCAUGUUUCUCGUGUUGAACUUCGUCAUGUUGGCCUUCUACGACUUUAACUUCACUGCUUCUUCUGCAGGACACGAGCACGUGCCUAGCUGGGUCUGGGUUGCUGCUGGGAUCUUCAACUUCUUGGCGUACACGCUCGACGGCGUUGACGGUAAACAGGCUCGCCGCACAAACUCCUCCACGCCUUUGGGAGAACUGUUCGACCACGGUCUGGACAGCUGGGCGUGCAUCUUCUUCGUGGCCACGGUGUACUCCAUAUUUGGGCGCGGGGAGAGCGGCGUGAACGUGGUGACGCUGUACUACAUCCUGUGGGUGGUGCUGUUCUCCUUCAUCCUGUCCCACUGGGAGAAGUACAACACCGGCGUCUUGUUCCUGCCCUGGGGGUACGACAUCAGUCAAGUGACGAUCUCCCUGGUUUUCUUUUUCACCGCUGUGGUCGGCGUGGAAACGUGGUACCGCCCCAUCCUGUGGAACCUCCUGUACAGAGACUUCUUCACCUUCAUGAUCAUCGCUUGUUCGUUCACCGUCACAUUACCCAUGAGCCUCUACAACUUCCUGAAAGCUCACCGGAGCAACACUCUGAAACACAGCAACCUGUACGAAGCCUUCCUGCCCUUCCUGUCUCCGGUGCUCCUCUUUGUGCUGUCCACCAUCUGGGUGGUCUUCUCCCCAUCCAACAUCCUGGAGCUGCAGCCCCGAGUCUUCUACCUCAUGGUGGGCACCGCCUUCGCCAACGUCACCUGUAAGCUAAUUGUGUGUCAGAUGAGUAACACGCGCUGCCAGGCGCUCAGCUGGCUGCUGCUGCCCAUGACGGCGGUGGUGCUGGCCGCCGUCAAAGGCGUCUUCACCAAUGAAACGCUGCUGCUGUAUUUGUGGACGGCUGCCGUCAUCCUGACGCACGUUCACUACGGAGUCUCCGUGGUCCAGCAGCUCAGCAAGCACUUCAACAUCUUUGCCUUCUCCCUCAAGAAGCCCAGCAGUGACUGACAGGAGGAGGAGGAGCGAGUCGGCUUGACGGGAGCAGAGGUCUAAGCUACUUCUCUCCUCAGCAACACUUCACUGGUCACCAUGGAAACCGCAUCCCCCCUCCUCCCUUCCUCCCGAUCAAACAAACUGUGGUCCUCUUUUCAAAUGCAACUGACCAAACCCCUCCGCUGGGGGGCGGGGAGAGCCGGCUUCCGCCUCCGGUGAUUGGCCGUCCAGGCCAACGAAGUGCAAUUGUUUCCUACGGAAAUGUGCUUCCGUCACGAGUGCAGGAGCGGAGAAGAAACAAACGCCCGUGCAUUUACGGUGUACUUUUACCGGAUUUUUAACUGAGUCGACCCCAUCGCGGCACGUCUCGUUGGCGUUGCGAGCUGCUUUCUAUAUUUCGUGGCAGGUAUUUCCGUGAACACACUCGCACAGUAUUAUGAAUGUAGAACAAGCCUUUCCGUUGAAUUAUCCGAACAGGAGCGCUUUCUAGUAUCAGUUGGUUUGUGGGAACUCAGUGUGUUAUAAUUGAAAGUGGUAACGGGUGGGGCUUCUUUUUUUUUUUUUUAAACACUAAUUUUUUUCCAAUUAACUCCACAUGGAUCUGAUCAUUGUAACCGGGGACCUGUACUAACCAUUUACCUCCUCCCCCCUUUGAGGUGUUGUGUUGUCGCGCUGAUUCGUUUCUUUUUGCAUUUUUUAUGGGUGUUUUUACGACUUAUUUUUUUGUUUUUUGGGUGUCUUCUGCUCUCGGGGAUGUCGGCGGAGCGCUUGAAUGAAGAGUGGGUCCCAAAAACCCGUCAGUGGAGCGGACUCACUCUGAAGCAGCAAGCCCUCCGCGGCAGGACGGCGAGGAAAACCCGCCACUUUUUAUACUGUCUUCUGUGGAACUAAGGCAAAUGAUGGGAUUCAAAGAAGAAAAAUAUAACGCAGUACUUGGAUAACAAUAGCUGUAAAUGACGUGAGGUAAAUGAAACAGAAUGAUGGCUAUUGGGAACAUUUUUUACUGCAAAUCAUGUAUUUCUUUGGGUUUAAACCCGUCUAACGAAGAUCUUUAUUUUCUUUCUGAUAUGUGUGAAGGUUUUCUGCACUGCCGGGUCUGUACAGCGCCACCUGUCUGUUCAAAUGUGACUGUUGAAUGUGUGUGUAAAUACAUGUUAUUCACUAUUUAAUUUGUAUUUUUUAACAACAAAUAGGAUCAUGGGACGUGUGAUUUGGGAGCACUUAAAUAUUUCUUUAAACCACUCGAUCGGAUCAACUCAGUAUUUUAUUUUGAAAUAAAGAAACGGAAAUCAUGUCGGUAAGAAAAGACGUGCCAUUCAGUUUUUUUACCGCACGCAGAAAUGCUUUUCUUUGACUGUAGUGUUAGUUUUACUAUCACAUCACUGUAGUUUUUUUCUUUUCUCUUCAAAAUACUUUUUAAAUAAGCGGUCUUAACUGCCCCCCCCUCCUAAGAAUCAGUAACUUGUUUUGUAAUUCUGCACUGGCUAAAAAAAAAAAAAUUAAAAAAGAGUCUGAUGUGGCUGUUUGUGAAAUAUUUAACCAAUCUAAGAACGGUCUGUCCACCAAACAAAUAAAUGUGAAUUUUGUUCAUCUGUA
Messenger RNA from Oryzias melastigma (Indian medaka), 2889 nucleotides. It is a transcript of the gene selenoi, whose product is annotated as selenoprotein I. The transcript has 10 exons. Gene Ontology annotation, biological process: phosphatidylethanolamine biosynthetic process. Gene Ontology annotation, molecular function: ethanolaminephosphotransferase activity. The coding region runs from base 151 to 1308 and encodes 385 amino acids. The record is from RefSeq and is a predicted model, not a curated record. Lineage: Eukaryota; Metazoa; Chordata; Actinopteri; Beloniformes; Adrianichthyidae. Gene Ontology annotation, cellular component: Golgi apparatus; endoplasmic reticulum membrane.